AUGGAAGCAGGCUCAAAAGCAGCGACGCGACCACUGCUUCCUCACUCUCUCCUCCUACUUCUUCUGGCGAACGAUGCAAAGAGAGGAACUGAGUACGACGGUCGACAGGCUCUACAGCAGUUGGCGAUCGAGUAUGAGAAUAGCAGGGCAGCGAGCGGCGAGGAACAAGCAAGCAGAAGCGCUGUCGCCGGAAUGGCCCUGCAAAAUGAUCCUGCCCGGAUUUCUAGCUUCGAUAUAUGUGGCCUAGAUAUGCUGGUAAAUCUUAUAGCCAUCUCUCAGUCCUGA
This is a messenger RNA of Linum trigynum, 285 nucleotides long. Lineage: Eukaryota; Viridiplantae; Streptophyta; Magnoliopsida; Malpighiales; Linaceae. The record is from the annotation of a GenBank genome assembly.